This is a messenger RNA of Suillus bovinus, 612 nucleotides long. RefSeq lists its product as uncharacterized. Bases 1 to 612 code for a protein of 203 amino acids. Gene Ontology annotation, molecular function: structural constituent of ribosome. Gene Ontology annotation, biological process: translation. Gene Ontology annotation, cellular component: ribosome. Lineage: Eukaryota; Fungi; Basidiomycota; Agaricomycetes; Boletales; Suillaceae. The record is from RefSeq and is a predicted model, not a curated record. The transcript is spliced from 4 exons.
AUGUUGAAGGAUGUCCUGGAGAGUGGUGACAACGGCGAGCCCAUGCCUGGACUCAAUGGAGAACCGAGCUCUUCCUCCACCAUCUUUGCUCAGCAGCUCAGGAGUUUGCAGGAAGUUUUGGACUGUGGGGACUACGUUGUGGUCACAAACGCGAGACACAUCAAGGUGACUGGUCACAAAGACAAACAAUUGGUAUACCUAUUACCACCCGCAAGCACACAAUGUUCUCUGCCAACAAUCACGGGCCUAGCUUCGGCGUUAGAUGCGCUUCAUAACCCGAACUUUGGUAUCACAUACUACGAGGACGCUGAGAUGCGCCCUGCGACGCCUGUUGUAGAUGGUGUCAAGGCACCUGCAAAAUUAUCCGCUGCUAUUCAGUACAGACAAGACUAUGGGGCACUUGUUCAACGCUUGCGACCCUCGUACCCACCGAUAUCUGAGGACUUCAAGUCUAGUGCUGUUACUGUGUUUUUGGCAGGUUCUACAGGCUAUCUCAGGGUCCAUGUCGCAUGGCACAUUGUUGGUAGGGAAGACAAUCAUGUGGUUGAUCUCCGCCCUAUACCUGUCUCAGGUGGUGAACGGGAUGUGAUUACAUGGAUCACGCUGAUUUAG